Molecule: messenger RNA, 1606 nt
Organism: Bufo gargarizans (Asiatic toad)
Lineage: Eukaryota; Metazoa; Chordata; Amphibia; Anura; Bufonidae
Product: protein ALP1-like
Exons: 2
Coding region: 7-933 (308 amino acids)
Source: RefSeq, a predicted model, not a curated record
ACCUUCAUGCGGGACUGCAUCCCACCAGUGGAAAGACUGGUCAUUACUUUGCGGUAUUUAGCUACCGGACAGUCAUUGGCCAGUCUACACUUCGCCUUUCUCAUCGGGAAGUCCACAGCCAGUAUGAUCGUCCCUGAAACCUGCGUGGCAAUUUGGGACGUCCUUCAUCCUGCUGUGAUGGCCCAACCACAGAAGGAGGACUGGCUGCAAAUUGCGGAUCAGUUUUUAGAAUCCUGCAAUUUCCCAAACUGUGUCGGCGCAAUAGACGGCAAACACAUCCGCGUUCAGAAGCCCAUAAGGAGCGGGAGUCAAUUUUUUAAUUAUAAAAAAUAUUUUUCAUUUGUUCUUUUUGCGGUGUGUGAUGCAAACUAUUGCUUCAGGUACAUUGACGUGGGGUCCUAUGGCAGCAGCUCAGACUCAGCUGUUUUCGGGCAUUCUGCCUUUGGGCAAAUGCUCAAUAAUAAUGAGCUGGACCUCCCGGGGAACACCACACUGCCUGGGACCACUUUUCCGGCUAUGCCCUUUGUUUUUGUGGGGGACGAGGCCUUUGCGCUGGGGGAGCAUCUGAUGAGGCCGUACUCCAGCCGGGGACUCUCCAUUGCCAGGCGGGUAUUUAAUUACCGGCUGACAAGGGCACGCAGGGUGGUGGAGUGCGCCUUUGGCAUUUUAGCUAACAAAUGGCGCUUUCUCCAUUCUCCCAUUUAUUUAAAAUUGGAAACCGCCAUCUCGGCCGUGAAAGCAGGGUGUGCUCUGCAUAAUUUUGUCCGUGUACGGGAUGGCUUUAAUUUUGAAGAUUCCCUCAGCCAUUCCUUUGAGAGUCCUAAUCCGAGCGGUGUGCAUGGGAACCGGCACGGUGCAGCUGUCCGGGACCACUUCAACGCAUAUUUUUUGACACCACAUGGGGCGUUACCCUGGCAAUUGGAAGCCAUCUAAGUUUAUGUUCAUUUAUAUUUUUUGUCUGAAAAGAGUGUUUAUAUAUUAUUUGAUUUUCAAAUUUUGUUGAUUAUUACUAGGGCUAAAUUAGAAAUUUGGAAACGAUCUUUUGUGCAUUUUGUUUUUAUCACCUAUAUAGUGCCCCUUGACGAUGCCCCUAUAGUGGCCAUCAAUAGUCGCCCAUUAACAAGGGUUAUAAAUAUGGGCGAAAUCAUGUGUCCCAUUUAAGUGGUCAAUACUCGGCCAGUAGAAUAUAAGCCAAGGAGGGUGAAAUAACAGAUCCCAUCAAGGUGCCCAAUACUGGCACGUUACAAACCGAAGCACCUAACAUAUGCCUUGCCACCCAUAGCCCACAAACAGUCUAAUUCUAAAAAGUACACAAUAUCAAUAACAACUUAGGAUUCAAAUCCCUCAACCCAAACUUAGGCCUACAUUUCAAAUUGAACAUACUGGGCCAUUGCAUUGUACCAGAAUGUGGGGGAGGGUGAACCAGGACAGUACUAAAAAACUAAAGGGGCGAGGGGACACUAUUACAACAUGGUAAUGUGCACAUCAUUCUUUGUAAACUAAGGCCACUGAGUGCCCAUAUACAAGAACAGGGAUGGUGAUGCUGCGUCCCUCCAGCUGUUGCUAAAAUCCAAGUCCAUGCAUGCCUGCACAGGCUCCAGCAAGG